This is a messenger RNA of Parnassius mnemosyne (clouded apollo), 933 nucleotides long. The record is from the annotation of a GenBank genome assembly. Lineage: Eukaryota; Metazoa; Arthropoda; Insecta; Lepidoptera; Papilionidae.
AUGAUUUUCAAGUUGUUAAUUUUAUUCGGAGCUCUUUGUGCAAUUUAUUAUUUAAGAAGGUUAUAUAAUGAAUUUUACUGGAAAAAACGUGGUGUGAAGUUUUAUACAAAAGGUAAAGUCAUUGGUCCUUUGGGUAUAUUCAUUACAACAAAACGGGCGUUAUUUGAAAUAUUUAUAGACAUUUACAAAAAGUAUCCCAAUGAGCCAGCAGUUGGAGUUGGUUCAAUAUUAAAUCCUGCUCUGUAUGUUAAGGAUCCAACAAAUGUGCAGCAUGUCUUAAGUUUAGAUUUUAACUCAUUUUAUCACAGAGGUUUUGAUGUAAAUGAAAAUGAUCUACUUGCCAAUAACAUCCUUUUUUUUAAAGGGAAUAAAUGGAAAUUGAUGCGCCAGAGUAUGACACCCCUUUUUACGUCAUCAAAACUAAAGAGUAUGUAUUACAUAAUAGAUCGCAGUGCUCAAGAUUUCGUUGAAUAUCUAAAUAAUAAUCCAGAAAAAUUAAAAGGUGAGAUGUUUAAUACAUUAUCUACAUUUAGUAGUGCUGCUAUUGGAGCUGCUGUAUUUGGAAUUGGAACUGAGUCAAUAUUUAAUUCACCCUUCCUUAAAAUGGCUCAAAAAGCUAUGACAGCUACGGUUUCACAAAAUAUUAAGUUUGUGAUAUCUGGUUUCAAUAGAACUUUAUACAAAUUUUUGGGAAUUCAAUUAUAUAAAGAACACGAGGAAUUUUUCAUUGGUGCUGUAAAGAAGGUUAUCCGCCAAAGAGAACAAGAAAAAAUAAGGAGGCAUUACUUUGCAGACCUAUGUGUAAAUAUACAAAAUAAUGGUGUUUUAAAAGACCCUGACAGUGGCUUGGAAAUAUAUCCAACGGAUGAAGUUUUGGCGGCGCAAGCGUUCUUUUUCUUCAUUGCUGGUGUUGAACCAAGUGCAGCCGCUUAG